GUUUGACCGAGUUCUGAUUCCGGAGUAGUGGUGAAGGAGUUACAUAUUGCGUGCUACAAACAGGAGGAAUGGGUUCACUCGGAGACUACGAAAUCAACGGAUCACUACAGACUGAGGACUCCAUUGUCAUCACCAAGUCGGAACCCAUCACGGUCCGUCCUGCAACGAAAACUGAUGAUGAUGGGUUUUACUACUUGUCCAAUCUGGAUAUACACGUGAACUUCAUUCUUGAGAUGCUAUUCUGCUUCAAGGCCGACGAUGACAGAAGAAGCGGGGGUGUUGUUGGCAGUGAUGUAUUCAAGAGUGCCUUGUCUAAGGUCUUGGUCCAUUAUUACCCGCUGGCCGGCGUUCUUACCACCGAUUCCGAUGGCCGACUAACCGUGGAAUGUACCGGAGAAGGGGUGCAGUUUGUUGAGGCGGUAGCCGACUGUGAUAUUGAUGCAUUAGGUGACAUCAGCAAGCGCGAUCCUGCGUUACUAGAGAAGUUUGCUCAUGUCUUUCCGGAAGCAACGAGCACCCUACAAGCACCUCUUUUGACUCUUCAGGUGACAAGGUUCAGGUGUGGAGGCUUUGUCAUUGGAGCAGCAUUCAACCAUUGCAUAUCAGAUGGAACAUCUAUGACAGAGUUUGUAAAUUCAUGGGCUGAAAUCGUCCGAGGCGCUGCUUUAACCCAGAAGCCCUUUUUGGACAGAGGAAUAAUUAGAUCAAAACAACCUCCAAAGAUAGAAUUCCCUCACACAGAGUACUCGGUGAUUGAUGCCCCACCAGGCUCCUUCACUCCCUUCGAAGAUCACCAACUGAUUUUUAGGUCCUUCUCUUUUACUCCCCAAGAGCUUUCCCAUCUUAAGGAAAUCGCAAUGGCGGACGGCGUCAUAAACAAGUGCACCACCUUCACGGUGCUCACAGCGUUGUCAUGGCGUGCUCGGACCCAGGCGGUUGGGUUGAGUCCAAACCAAAAGACGAUACUUCUCUUUCCCGUGGAUUCCCGCUCCAAAUUCCAACCUCCAUUGCCCAAAGGAUACUUUGGCAACGCCAUCCUUCUCAUGCACUGCGUUUGUAGUGCAGGGGAGUUAAUAGAGAAGCCAUUGUCCUUUGCCGUCAAAUUGAUUCAAGAAGCCAUCGAUUCGGUUACAGACAAGUACCUUAGGUCGUCUAUCGACUACUUCGAGGUGCAUAAACCUGACUUGACAUUCACACCAGCUACAUUCGUUGUUAGUACGUGGAUGAGACUCUCAUACGAAGACAUAGAUUUUGGAGUGGGAGCCCCUACACAAAUCGGACCUGUUGUGCUGCCGGAAAAUCUAGCUCUCUACCUCCCUCGUGGAAAAGGUGUCACUAUGUUAUUGGGUUUGCCAGGCCCAGCCAUGGAUAUCUUCCGAGAGCUGAUAAAAUAUUAGGCUAAGUUAGUUUGAUCGUUAUCUAUUGGAACUUGGGAAGAGAGAUGUUAGCUCUGGUUAUUAGUAGUUUCAUUACAUUAAUUGCAAUUAAUGGAUAUAUAUAUAUAUAUAUAUAU
Nelumbo nucifera (sacred lotus) is the source of this 1513-nucleotide messenger RNA. Its product is annotated as omega-hydroxypalmitate O-feruloyl transferase-like. The record is from RefSeq and is a predicted model, not a curated record. Gene Ontology annotation, molecular function: acyltransferase activity, transferring groups other than amino-acyl groups. NCBI's taxonomy places the organism in Eukaryota, Viridiplantae, Streptophyta, Magnoliopsida, Proteales, Nelumbonaceae.